AUGCCUUCAGACCCAAUUCCAGGGACAGUUCUGAAAGGGCCCACGAAAGUGCAUCUGGGGGGCCCCCUGGGGGCCCCCCUGGGGGGCCCCCAGGGGGGCCCCCAGGGGGGCCCCCUGGGGGGGCCCCCAAGGAAGCGGCUGAGAGUGUUCACUGGAGAGCAACUAGAGGGAAUGAUAGGGGGCCCCCAGGGAGUCAAGGUGGCAGGGGGGCCCCUGGGGGCCCCCCUGGAGAGGGGGCCUCCUGGGGGCCCCCUUGGGGGCCCCCCUGGGGGGCCCCCAUGUGCGAGUCUUCUUCUGAGUUGCUGCUGCGGGAUCGGCAGCAGCAAGACAGAGGGUGGCAAGGCAGCAGCGCCGCCGCUGCAGCAGCUGCAGCAGCAGCAGCAGCAGCAGCAGCAGCAGCAGGGGGCCCCGGGCCCCGCAGGAGAGGAGAUCGCCGCAGCAGCAGCGGCUCCGAGCGGCGGAGCUUUUGCUCCAGCCCCCGGCCCUGCAGCAGCAGCAGCAGCAGCAGCAGCAGCAGCAGCAGCAGCAGCAGGUCAGCAGCAGCAGCAGCAGCAGCAGCAGAAGCAGCAGCAGCCGCGGGCUCAGGAGGAGACUGAGGGACUCCGGGGAGGAGACGGGAGGAGACAGAAAGCACAGAAGAAGACAAAACCUCACUCAAAACACCAGUCAGCAGCAGCAGCAGCAGCAGCAGCAGCAGCAGCAGCAGCAGCAGCAGCAGCAGCAGCAGCAGCAGCAGCAGGACUCGCCGUUUGCUUCGCACGGGGUGCGGGGGCUGCGGGGCCGGCCGCGGCAGCAGCAAGUGUGGGGCCCCGGGGGGCCCCCCAGGAGAAAAGUGUCUCCUUUUAUUUCUGUGUCUCCUUUUGGCAGCUGCAGCAACUCAGAAGAAGAGCUGCGGCGUUCCCGCAGCAAAGAGAGACGCAGGAGACGCAGGCAGUGUUUGAAGCAGCAUCUCACGGUUUAGGGUCUAAGUACGAAACGAUUCAGCGGCACUGCAGGCCGGGGGGCGGCGGCCAAGUUUUGUGGGAUGGAUUUCAAUGGGUGAAAAGAAAUGAAGAAGAAGAAACAAAUGAAAGGACUUUGAACGAAACCCGCAGAGACCGGAGGCUCCACAUCGGGCCUGGAAUUUGGGUCCGCGCUUCGGGCAUGGUGCCUACGAAAUAG
This is a messenger RNA of Eimeria necatrix, 1161 nucleotides long. RefSeq lists its product as hypothetical. NCBI's taxonomy places the organism in Eukaryota, Apicomplexa, Conoidasida, Eucoccidiorida, Eimeriidae. Bases 1 to 1161 code for a protein of 386 amino acids. The transcript has 5 exons. The record is from RefSeq and is a predicted model, not a curated record.